Molecule: messenger RNA, 924 nt
Organism: Penicillium manginii
Lineage: Eukaryota; Fungi; Ascomycota; Eurotiomycetes; Eurotiales; Aspergillaceae
Product: EAF7 family protein
Exons: 4
Coding region: 1-924 (307 amino acids)
Biological process (GO): regulation of transcription by RNA polymerase II
Cellular component (GO): NuA4 histone acetyltransferase complex; nucleus
Source: RefSeq, a predicted model, not a curated record
AUGCCUCCUCGUAAGAAAACGAAGCGCGCACACUCCAACUCUCCCCCCGAAGAUACCGCGCCACAAUCCAGCGCCAAUACCCCCGGUUCAAGCGACAGCGCCGAGAAACCCGAUGAACCCGAGUACGACCUGAUCAGCGAUCCUUGGACAGAUGAGCAAGAAACUGCAUUGUUGAAGGCAAUAAUAAAAUGGAAGCCAGUCGGUGUACACAAGCAUUUUCGUAUGCUCGCGAUCUCAGAAUACUUGCGAAGUCAAGGAUAUGCACCCUAUAGUGCGGACCAUAUGCGCAUUCCUGGGAUAUGGAAGAAAUUGGGCUCCUUGUAUAACCUCGAAGCUCUCGACGAACGGGAGGAUUCUGUGAUUACAGAUGCGAACGAAGAUGACGAAGAACCGAGUGAGAUGUACUGUCCGUUCGAACUUCCGUAUGAUGAAUAUGGCGACAUGAUGUUCGAGAAACGACUCGCCUUGGAGGGUUCUUCUUCACCUAUUACCAGUCCCCAUCCUGAAUCCCGACGAGGGAGCACCGUUGCUGAUACAGAUGAACCACGCUCCUCCCCCGCACCAUCGCGAGGUCGCAAAUCAGACCACGGUACUCGCCAAGGCGGGCGAGCAACACGAUCUACCAGGCUACAGAUUGAAAUUGGAACUGGUAGCCAAGGAAAGGCCUCCGACGAAGAUAUGGAGGAUGUUGAGUCCGCCGAAGAAUCAGCUGCCAACGACGAGGGCGAGGGCGACGUCGAAGAGGAAGAAGAGGAAGAUGGAGAAGGUUCGGAUGGAGGAAAGGACAGUGAUGGCGACGAGGAGGAUGAUAGUGAAGGGAAAGGUGGAUCGCGAAGCACCCGCGCAAAGACCUCGCGAUCCAAGCAAAAGGAAACGAAAACUCCAACAAGCACGGCAACUCGCAGGACCGCUCGUCGCCGCUGA